UUCACAAACAAACAAAAACAUCCGAAACGUCAGUCGCCGCUUAUCUCCUUAGCACCUGAUGACUCGAGGACAAAUCGGUGAUCAUACUAAUUGAACGGAAUAUGCUGUCCACCACUACCAGACCUUUUCGGAUGCUAUGCCAACUUGGUGUAGGGACCGGCAGAAGGGCAUUAUCGACCUUUACCCACCAGGACGGAGUCGGUACGGUGCUGCUGGAUAAUGAAAAAACACGGAACUCGCUCUCGCUCAACAUGAUGAACAGCAUUCUGAGGAACAUCGCAGAGAACCAAAAUAACCCGGAACUCCGAUGCAUCGUGCUAACGGCCAAGGGUCGUGUCUUUUCCGCGGGUCACAAUCUCAAAGAGCUUACGCCGGAACAAGGAUCGGAGGCUCAUUUGCAAGUGUUUCGCAAGUGCUCGGAACUGAUCGAUGCGAUACGUUCAGCACCCAUUCCGAUCAUUGCCAAGGUGGACGGUUUAGCAGCGGCUGCCGGUUGCCAGCUAGUGGCCUCCUGUGAUAUCGCCGUCUGCAGUGAUACUAGCAGCUUCUCUACACCAGGGGCAAGUUUUGGCAUAUUCUGUUCCACACCGGGCGUUGCCGUAGUACGGGCCGUCCCUCGGAUGAAGGCUGCUUACAUGCUGCUAACCGGACUUCCGAUCGAUGCCAAGGAAGCUCUCGAUGCCGGUCUGGUUAGCAAGGUGGUUCCGCAGGAUCGUUUGGAUGACGAAGUGAGCAAAAUCUGCAAUGCGAUCGCCUCCAAGAGUCGGCCAGUCAUCGAGCUUGGUAAACGGUUUUUCUACGAACAGUUGCCGCUGGACGUUAAAACGGCGUACGCUCGUGGAGAGCAGGUAAUGGUCGAUAAUCUGGCCACAAAGGAUGGCUGUGAAGGGAUAAGAAGUUUUGUAGAAAAGCGUAAACCCAAGUGGUCCCACGAAGGCUAGAUCCAAUCUAGUGGGCCAGCUGUAUUUUCCAGUUGCAUUUACAGUCAAUUUUCUAAAGAAAAGUGAUCAAUGGGAGUAUCCCACUAUUUUACCCAACUAUUCAAAGCCUAAAUAAACAGAGAAUCUAGGCUUUUUGUUA
Messenger RNA from Anopheles darlingi, 1080 nucleotides. Its product is annotated as enoyl-CoA hydratase domain-containing protein 3, mitochondrial. The coding region runs from base 102 to 941 and encodes 279 amino acids. The transcript is spliced from 3 exons. Gene Ontology annotation, cellular component: mitochondrion. Gene Ontology annotation, molecular function: hydro-lyase activity. The record is from RefSeq and is a predicted model, not a curated record. NCBI's taxonomy places the organism in Eukaryota, Metazoa, Arthropoda, Insecta, Diptera, Culicidae.